UCAAUGUCACUUGAACACAUUGGAAUUGGAAUCGCUCGCUGUUCGAUCGUCGAAUAAUAUUUACGAAAUGCUUUUAAAUAAUUAAUCUUUCUAAUAUUCCUAAACUAUGAAUAGAUUGUAACGCAGUACAAAUUAUAUAAAAUAAUUGUUUCUUGGAACAGUUACAGAACAUAUAACGUCCUUGAAUCUGACAUUAACCUUAGCUGGAAAAAUGAUCCGUUUCGGUCAUAAUGUUGUGUUUUUAACGUGUUUUUGCUGUUAAUUACGAUUGAAAAGUCGUUAUUGUACAAUAAAUAACGUGACAGAGUAAACAGGAGCUGUGAAAACCAAACAAAAAUGUUAAACAAUACCUUAAAAAUGUACAAACUAUCACAAAUUACCACUUUACUACAAAAGAGUAUUUAUUUAAAUGCAAAAAGGAAAAUAUCCAUCUACCCUUUACCCUACUCCUGUAUAUGUGGCCAGGUAUAUUUAAAAAAGGAAUACCCCAACCAUAGAUAUGAAAUAACUAGAGUACAUUCUACUCAAAGUGAUCAGCAUAGACAAAAAGUUGUUAUUGAGACGACAACACCGAAAAUUGUGAUAAAUAAACUUGGGGAAAAGUUGCCAGAUCAAAAAUUACCGGAUCGGACAGAUUUAGAUGCUAAAGCUGGUUUUUGGAAGGAGACAAUUGAUCCAUAUGUUAAAUUGGCACGAUGGGAUAGACCUAUAGGUGUAUACCUCCUCUACUGGCCUUGUGCAUGGUCUAUAGCGCUGGGCUCCCUACCUGGUACAGUGCCGCUUCAGUCGUCACUAUAUACGGCGGGUCUGUUCCUCGUGGGCGCUGGGUUGAUGAGGGGUGCUGGGUGUACUAUUAAUGAUUUGUGGGAUAGAGACGUUGAUGCUCAGGUAGAACGCACAAAGAACCGUCCCCUGGUCACGGGUGCAGUAUCAGAAACUCAGGCGGUAGUGUUCCUAGCUGCACAACUGAGCCUCGCGCUGGCUGUGUUACUGCAACUCAACUGCUACAGUAUAGUACUGGGCGCUAGUAGCAUGCUGCUGGUGGUGACAUACCCGCUCGCGAAGCGUGUGACGCGCUACCCGCAGAUAUUCCUGGGCGCCACGUUCAACUGGGGCGCGCUGCUUGGGUACAGCGCCGUCACGGGGGCGCUGGACCUCUCGGUUUGUGGGCCGCUGUAUGUCGGGGCGCUGGCUUGGACCGUGGUCUAUGAUACGAUUUAUGCGCAUCAGGAUAAAGAAGACGACAUGAAAGUAGGCGUCAAAUCAACAGCGCUGACUUUCGGCGAGAACACUCGGCCGGCGCUGUCGGCCUGCCUCGCGCUCAGCGCGGCGUCGCUAGCCCUCGCGGGACAUAACGCGGGGUUAGGCUUGGCGUACCAGUUAGCGGUGUUGGGUUAUGUCGCUCAUGCUGCUCAGCAGAUAUACACGCUAGACACAGAAAACCCGGAAGAUUGUGCGUCCAAAUUCAAAUCCAAUUCAUCAGUUGGCGCCAUCAUUCUAAUGGGUAUUUUGGCGGGAGGUUACAAACAGUAUAUGGAUAACAUGGCCGAUAAUGUUAAUCAUGAAGAUACUACUAAAAGCUGUUUGUUUAGCUAACUUCUUUAUUUGGGCGGGUUAUCGUCCGUAGACAAAUUGGAGGUAAGUUUUUAUUUUAGAAGGGAAAUCAUUGAUAUACAAAAAACUCAAGAUGCACACUCAACGUCUCAAAAACGUCCUCACCAAAUGAGCGCAACAUUCAGAAUUGUGCGCUCAUUUUCUUUGUCCUAGCCGACCACUUCACAGUCGUAAAAUUUUAUUGCUUUAACUACAGUGCGUUGUAAUAACGACUUUAAGCGAUUCGCGUAAAGUUAAACUUGCAAUAACGUAUGCUUGUACCUUAUAGAAAGAGACAGAAUUAGUGUUUGAGGACACUUUCGAGCGUUACUUUUAUUCGAGACUGUGCAUUUUGUGUUUUUGAACAUCAAUGAGGGAAAUGUCAUUGGUGUUGACAGUUUUUAAUAGAAAUUUUGAAUGAAUAAGUAUUGAGUGUGUUUGCACACUACUACAAGGCAUAUUUAUAAUGUCUUGAAAUUAUGUUUAUGGAAAUAAACCUCUAAAAAUCAUGUGAGUUAGAGAGCUUUUUCACUAGAAGAUUUUGUUGUAAACGCUCUGUUUUGCUUCACGUUGGUGCAGAAAAAAGUCGCGUGGUUUUCGAUACUUUUCACUUUUCAACAAGAAAAACUGAGCGUAAAAUCUGCUAGUUUGAGUGCGCUCUAUAACUGAUAGUUAUGAAUAUGAACCAACUAAUAUUUUUAACCAACAGCGAAAUCGAAAUAAACUAUUUAAAGGUAACAAUAUGGUACUUUGAGUACCAUCCGCCAUUUUAAGCACUAGAAGUGUUCCUCAUAGAUUUAAUAUUUUUUUACCAAAACAAGCCAUCGAAACAGAAAUUAUUCAUACUUUUAACCUUACCAAACAAUAAACAGGAUUUUGUCAGUCGAUAUAUUUAACUUGUUUUCAUAGAAGAAAUUUUGAAGCGAGUGGACCGAGGGGAUAAGGGUGCAUCUACACGCUGCAAGUAGCUUGCGCAUGUUGAGUCACAUGCGCAGGUUACAUGCAUUGUAAAAACGUGCGGGUCCAGCGACUCGCGCAUGUACCAAAGCGCAAUACCCACCCGCGUGCUCUUGUCACUUGUGCGUGUUAACUUGCUCCAGCUACAUGCACCGUGUAGACGCAUCCUAAUACACAUAUGUAUAGGAUAGGAUAUACCUCAUUGAUCUAGAUCGCAAGAGCGACAGUCAAGCUAAGUCCUGAAUUCACUUCCUGGGUCGAGUAAUGGUAACAGAAAUAGAUAUUGUUAACAUGGUUUUAGGUGCUAAAUAAUUAAUUUAAUGAAAUCGCACUCGUAUAAUCAUCGGCACGAAUCUUGAGCGCUGAACUUCACCUGCGCAGAAGUGAUUUAUUGGGUCUCUUUUGUGGUAUGAAGUGAGGCGCGGGGGCGGGCUAAAGCGGUGAUUGGCCCGCAGCGCAUCGCAUCAUAGCCGUCACUCGGGAUUGGUUCUUUGCUAAUAAGUCACUUCUGCGCAGAUGAAGGUCAGCGCUCAAGAUUCAUGCCGAUGAUUCUAUAUUUUUUCGGAAUUGUUUCCACAGUUGUAGUUGAAAAAGCUGGCGGAAGCUAGCUAGUAAUAUAAAAAUUUCAAAUUACUUUCUCCUUACUAUGUGGGAUUGAUAUCGACUUUGUGGGAACCUAGUAUAAUAAUAAUGGCGUCCACGGCCGAUUUCGACCACGGCGACUGUUCUCAUUUAAGGAGAUCAGCCAGCUGCGCAGGACAUAUUAUAGUGCACGAGCAUUUGCUUGGACACAGGUGCACUCACUAUUCCUUCACUCCCAUAGCGCGAUGGGACGGCAAUCCGACACGACCGGAAAGAGAUCAGGCGCAGGACCGACAUUUACGAACCUAGUAUAAUGAAACCGAUUACAUAUAUUAUAUAAUUUGUGUGCUGUGACUAGUCUUAGAUAGAACAUUAUUACAAGCAUAUUUUUGUCAGUCAAAGAAAUAUAGUAGUUAUAUUUGUACGUAUAAGAUUCAUAUUUCUAUGGCUGCGAAAAUUUUGCUUUGUUAGUUCUAAAUUCAUAGAUUAAUGUAAAUUACAUUCAAUGCUAUUUGUGUCCACCUGUGAAUCCCAAAUAUUAUCAUAUCUGCCAGAUUGAUUUUGUAUAAGUUUCAGUAAAUGUGGCAAAUAUGUAAAUCUCAGAGCCUUUUUUUCCAACUAUGUUGGGGUCGGCUUCCAGUCUAACCGGACUCAGCUGAGUACCAGUGCUUUACAGGAAGCGACUGCCUAUCUGACCUCCUCAACCCAGUUACCCGGCAACCCAAUACCCCUUGGUUAGACUGGUGUCAGACUUACUGGCAAAUAGAUAAGCCCUAAAUAAAUUUUAAAAAUAUUCAUAUGGUUAGCGAGGUUUCAGAACCUUGCUUUCUGAACUAGUAUUAACAUGAAGAACGGGUUAUAAAACUAUUCAUCAUUAGUACCUACAGUCUGUUUAUUUAACUCGUAGACUAAAUUGACACUUGCAAAAUGUCAAACUUACAAAUAAUGUUGCUAGCUUCUUUGUGCAGUGUUGUACUUACGAUAUCGGUUUGUUGAAUGGUAACUUUUUAUCUAUAAUAGACGAAUUUAAUUUUCAUUCAAAGUUUUAUAUUUCAAAUUCACGUACCUACAAACGGCUGCACGACGUGCUACAAACUGCCAGGGACAUCUGACCACGCAACGCCAUGCGUAAUCAUCAAGGAUAAGCACAUUAUUUCAGGAUAACUUAUUGUAGAAAAACGAUACUUGAUUUUAUUAACGCUAAGUUUCGGUUGUGCCACAUCACUAUUUAAGAAUUGCAAUAAACUGACAACACUCGUAAUGUCAGUUUAGUCUACGAGAUUAAAAAAAACAGACUAUAGUUACUUAAAGACGUCAGGUUCAUCCUGGCGCCCAGGGCGCCAAGUUUUCACCGUAUUUUGUUCUGCAUUGAACAAUGAUUUAAAGUCUAAAAUAGUUUGACAGUGCGAAACGUCAAAUCGAAAAUAAAAAUUCACAGUUGGCGCCCAUUUCAACUUGACACCUAGGGUGCCAAGUUUGUAAUGUUUGUUUUCCUUUAGCUAAAUUAAACAAUAUUUGAUUGCAUUUAGAAAUAGGUCGCAAAGCGUACCAAAUUGUUUCAUGUACAUUGUGUAUAGUUCUGUUAUUUAUGUUAAUAAAAUUAUCUUGCCAUU
This is a messenger RNA of Helicoverpa zea (corn earworm), 4745 nucleotides long. It is a transcript of the gene Coq2, whose product is annotated as 4-hydroxybenzoate polyprenyltransferase, mitochondrial. NCBI's taxonomy places the organism in Eukaryota, Metazoa, Arthropoda, Insecta, Lepidoptera, Noctuidae. Bases 337 to 1596 code for a protein of 419 amino acids. The record is from RefSeq and is a predicted model, not a curated record. The transcript has 7 exons. Gene Ontology annotation, cellular component: mitochondrial inner membrane. Gene Ontology annotation, biological process: ubiquinone biosynthetic process.